This is a messenger RNA of Caenorhabditis bovis, 648 nucleotides long. The record is from the annotation of a GenBank genome assembly. Lineage: Eukaryota; Metazoa; Nematoda; Chromadorea; Rhabditida; Rhabditidae.
AUGUCGAUUCGACGUCUUACCUUAGACAUUGGUCGAAUGUGCCUUAAUUCGUCUGCGCAGAAUUUCUUUAAAGCGUCUUUAAAUUUUCCCAAACUUCAAUGUCGGCGAAUUCAAACAUCGACAUGUCUGCCGGACAGUAUUCGUGAUAAUCAUAGACAAGGAACAAAAAUAGUUGGCGCUCAGCAGGAAGUCAUGGAAGGAACAACUGGCGCUGGAAUGCAAACUGCCAUCAAUCUCAAAUCGGUGGAAUCGCGCUUUCCGACUGCCGAAACAUUGAAAACCGAAUUCGAUGGAAUUUUGUACGCUGAACUACCGAUUGUGUAUAUAAAGGCAACAAAAAAUAACACACUGGUGACUGUAAUGGACAAUAAGAACGAAGUUAUCACGUAUACAUCGUGCAGACUUGAAGGAUUUAAGAAUGCCAGAAAGAAGACGACAAUUGCCGGACAAACAACUGGCGUCGCUGCUGGGCAGAGAUUGGUGAGAAGAGGAAUUCGGACGGUUCGAGUUGAGGUUAAAGGUCUUGGACCUGGAAGAAUGACUUGUGUCAAGGGACUUACAGUAGCUGGAGUACAUGUUGUGAGCAUCACAGAUCACACGCCUCUUGGAGAACUUGGACCCCGGCCCAGGAAGAUUCGUAGAAUUUAG